Xyrauchen texanus (razorback sucker) is the source of this 2106-nucleotide messenger RNA. Its product is annotated as cell surface glycoprotein 1-like. The record is from RefSeq and is a predicted model, not a curated record. Lineage: Eukaryota; Metazoa; Chordata; Actinopteri; Cypriniformes; Catostomidae.
AGCUGAAGGACGCGCGUUAUAAAACAAGCACUAAAGCAAGAAACUCUUCUUUAUUUAAAGGCUCAUCAAUGGGGUGUUCAUCGUCCAGCACACAGACCGUCCCGCCGGAGGACCGACCGGGCGCCAAACCGGAGCCGCCGAACGGAGAAACUCUGCUCACCCAUAAUGGGAUUACAUCUGAGGACAAUGAGACCAUCGCGGACCAGAUGCAGCUACCGGUCCAAAGCCCCCUGCUGGAUGAGUUGGGCCCUGGACCGGGUGUUCUGAAGAGUGUGGAGGUGGAGCAGGUGCAGGCUGAGGCCUUCACACCUGAGCAGCCAGGAGGUCCUCCAGAGGAGAUAAAUCUUGCAGCUCCAGACGAAGCCGUCUGUGGUGGUGUUGCACCUCUAGAGGAGAUGGUUGAUGCUCCUGCCAUGAAGAUCUUGUCAGCAGAUCACGUUGAAUCUCCUGUGAAAGAAUCUACCCUAUCUCUGGAACCAGCAUUAGAUCCUACGCCCGUGGAGUCAACUCCUCCUCCAGAACCCGAACCGACGGAACUAACCCCAGCGCUAGAACCCAUACCAGAGGACCCGAUGCCAAGCUCAGAGCCCAAACUUGAGGAAGCAACCAUACCUCCUGAAGCUACAGCAAUGAAACCAACUGAAACCUCAGUUCCAGAACCCACCCCCAUGGAACCUGUCUUAAAUGUAGAACCCACUCCAGUGGAACCAACCACAGCUGUAGAACUCAGUCCAGUUCCAGAACCCACCCCCAUGGAACCUGCCUCAAAUGUAGAACCCACUCCAAUGGAACCAACCACAGCUGCGGAACUCAGUCCAGGGGAACCCAAGCCGAAUGCAGAACCCACUCCUGUGGAACCUGUCUUAAAUCUAGAACCCACUCCAGUGGAACCAACCACAGCUGUAGAACUCAGUCCAGUGGAACCAACCUCAGUUCCAGCACCCACUCCCAUGGAACCAACCACAGCUGUAGAACUCAGUCCAAAGGAACCCAAGCUGAAUGCAGAACCCUCUCCAGCAGAACCUGUCUUAAAUCUAGAACCCACUCCAGUGGAUCCAACCACAGCUGUGGAACUCGGCCCAGGGGAACCCAAGCCGAAUGCAGAACCCACUCCAAUGGAACCAACAUCAGCUCCAGACACUAGUACAGUAAAACCAAGUCCAGUUCCAGAGUCCACUCCAAUUCAAGCAACUGCAGCUCUAGAACCCACAGCAGAAGAGCCGAGUCCAACCCCUGCAGCAGGCGUCAGCGUGACUGAGGAUUCAUCUGCACUAGUGGACACCGCAGCAGAAGAGAAUGUGAUCUGUGCAGACACACCCACACCUGCAGACAUGCCUGCGCAGCCGGCUGCAACACAGGCAGCUGGUGAAGAUAGAGCCGGACCCAAAGACUGACGUGACGCGCUCGUGAACAGGCGCCGCUACACUCGCUAGCAGCCCAACAUAUGGAUCGUUAUAUACCAUAGUGCCUUGGGGUAGAUUUGAAGGGUUUGGGGUUCACACAAGUUUGUACAUAAAUGAGUGUUUUGCAAGUAACACUAUCAUCAUUAACAGAAGUGUCUUUGAGAACCCCGUGGCAUCAUGGGUAACCAUUAUGUGAAUCACAGUCAUCAUGACCACAUGUGCUGAACAUAACAGCAAUAUUUGUUAUUGUAAGUAAUAUAUAUAUGAUCUAUGUGUGUGUUUCAUGUAUGACGGUAUAUUAAUCAACGUUGUAGGUCUUUCAUUGAGUUGUUUGUGUUUGGAUUGUUACAGAUUAUCUCUCAAGUACUAAUUAAACUCACUCAGCAGCUUUAAACAGCUUUAGAACAUUCUAGUUAAACUCGAUGUGUUUGACGGAGAGAUCAGUGUGCUAAAGUUUAGCGCCCUCUGUCUGCCAUUGGUCAAACAAUGAGAUAGUCCCGCCUCCAACUCACCGCAUUGGUUGAGUGACGUGGUCGGGGCGGGGUCUAAGCGGUCGCUCUAGAAACACAGUGCUUAUAGUGUUUGAUCAAAUUAACAUAUGUCUUAUAUUUGUCUCUGUAUGUUAAUCUGGGAUAGUUUCUUUUGUGUAUCAUUAAUAAACUGUUUAACAGUUCUGCACAUUAUCUGUAUAUGUUUCAUACAU